Molecule: messenger RNA, 6830 nt
Organism: Ooceraea biroi (clonal raider ant)
Lineage: Eukaryota; Metazoa; Arthropoda; Insecta; Hymenoptera; Formicidae
Gene: milt
Product: trafficking kinesin-binding protein milt
Biological process (GO): mitochondrion distribution; protein targeting; vesicle transport along microtubule
Cellular component (GO): mitochondrion; cytoplasmic vesicle
Molecular function (GO): myosin binding
Source: RefSeq, a predicted model, not a curated record
GCUUGAUUGAUGCACAUGCAGGAUGAAAAGACGGAUCCUUACGCGUCGACACGCGUUUACGAGGAUACUCGUAUAACAAAGCUGAACGACGUUGGCGGCAUGCUGCUGAUAGAAACGUUCAACGUUAUUCCCGCCGUGGUCGAUGAUCCUUACGUGAUGGGCAGGAUCGCUUGCGCCAUCGCCCACGGGGGUGUCCACUCUCUGGGCCUCGCCAGGUGUUCUAGCACCAGGAUCAUCCUGGGCGUUUCCGACGUUAUGAAAGACGACGAGAGGAAGACGGUGAUGCCAAUGACGAUACGCGGUUACAUGGAUGCAGCGAAGGCAGCUGAUGCAUCUGUCAAGGACUGCCAGGUCUUCCAGAACCCAUGGUGCCUGUUCGGCGGGACCGCCACCGUAGUGUGUUACCUUCACGAGAUAGUCCAGCCCGUGGAUGCGAUCGUCGGCGAUGUUAUAGUACUGACGAAGCCACUCGGAACGACGGUGGCUCUUACCGUAUCGGAAUGGAUGAAGCAACCCGAGAAAAGAAGCAGAUUAGUGUUGACCAUCACCGAAGAGAGCGCGGAAAGGGCUCGCUCGCGCGCCGUUGAUUGUAUGACCAGAACCAAUCAGGCCGCCGCUAUGCUCAUGCGAAAGUACAACGCGCAUGCGGCGUGCGAAGUGGGCUCCUACGGCAUCCUGGGGCAUGCGAGUCUCCUGGCGCAGCGGCAGGCGAACGAUGUCAGCUUUAUAAUUCACAACAUGCCGGUGAUCGCGAGAAUGAGUGCGACCUCAAAGAUCAUGGGCAACACGUUACCGCUCCUGCAGGGCGAAGUGCCCGAGGUGUCGGGAGGACUGCUGGUGGUGUUACCGCGCGAACAGGCGGCAGCUUAUUGCAAAGCUCUGGAGAAAAUCGAGCACAGGCAAGCGUGGAUCGUCGGGAUCGUCGAGAGCGGCAAUCGUACGGCGCGCGUGAUCGACCGACCACGAGUGAUCGAGGUGCCUGCUAAGGAUAACGGUGUCUCGCUGUGCUCUUGGUCCCGGGACCGGUCCACGGACCACGCGUAUACCCUGGAGGAGGACACCGCGGCUCGCGAGGAGAGGACGCCGACGCCGGACGUCGUGGAGCCGGAACAAUCCGGCCGCGAACACGGCGAUCCGCAGGAGGAUGAUCCCUACGAGUACGACGACGACAUCAGGCUACCGGCAACGUCCGGCGAGCGUCGUGAUGUCGACACCGACGACGAUGACGAGGAGUGUCUGUCUCUGUUCGAAGCGGCGAAUUAUCUCGUCUCGGGUUCCUCGGUGCCUACUACAAAAAUCAGUGCACCCUGCUGGGGAUGCAAGAGCUGUACCAUCGAGGGCUUGCCGUUGUUCCUUCUCGGCUCGCCGGUGGAGGCAUCCUGCACGUGCACCUCCUUCUUAUGUAGCAAUCGGGUGAGCCAAAUGACCAAGACCUAUAAUGACAUAGAGGCAGUUACAAGGCUUCUAGAGGAGAAAGAAAAAGACUUGGAGCUGACAGCGCGUAUUGGCAAGGAGCUGCUAGCACACAAUCAGAAGCUCGAGGCUACGGUGAACGCGCUGGAAACCGAGCUGAAGGAAGCGAACGAGAAGAUUACUCAAUUGAAUCAUGAAGUGUCGAAGAAAACUGAGUUAAUACAAAUACUAACAAAUGACGUGGAUGAAUCUAGUUCGGAGGCCGGAACUCCCACCGGCUUCCGCGGCAUCAAUUUCGAGAUGUUGCAGAGAAAAGUUGGCUCGUUAGAGGAUGAAAAUAAGCAACUGCGCAACGAAUUUGCCAAGCUGGUGCACGAUGCUGACCACUCUGAAGAACAGGAGGCACGCCUCGUAAAGGACAUUGCGGCGCAAUUAGCAAAUGCCAACAUGGAGGUGGAUGGCAUAGCGGAGGAGCUCGCUCGCCAAAAGGAAGAGAACCGGUUGCAGCAUGAGCAAAUAGUGAGCCUCACUGCAAAAUUAGCUAAGACGGAACUCAGACUUGCUCAGCUUAUGGCGGAACACGACGAAGUGGGAGCGACUCUAGUCAUCACAAGGGAUAAUCAAAAUACCCUUGCAAGUGAACUAGCCGAAUUUAAAGAGCGAUAUGCAGAGGUGGUGAACUUAUUAGCCGAAACACAAGAGCAGCUGCGAAAACAAAGGAAGCGUGGGAUGCCGGUUGUACGGGGUGGAUCGCUGUUUCCAUCGAUGGGUGCGGCACCGCAGCCGGAUUCUAUCGCUUCGGAAUUGGAAUCGUCCCUUUAUUCUGAAUUGAGUCUCGACUCUGGAAUCAGUACCGGUGAUAGAAUAUCAACGUACAAGAAGGCGUUUGAAACGGUUCGUAGCGCAUCUCGUGCAUCGUACGCGGGCAUGGAUCCCAAUCAGUUUCCCAGGAUAGGCUCCAUGACGACAUCAACGUUAUCCAACAAUUCUACUGGACCGCGAAUGAGCUGUGGACAAAUACGGCCCCAGGCAUCUACGUUUCCUAGUUUGGAUUCCACCGGUCACAGCGAGAGCGAAGGGUCUUUGCUUACCGAAUCGGAGGAUUAUCCAGGGCCACAACGAACCGGGGUUCCUGGUGCUCCAGGUGCGGCCGAUCUAGAAGCCGCUCUGCGCCGCUUAACGCCGGCCGAGGUGUUAGUCAGACGUGCGUGCCUCAGCACAGGCGCCGGUUAUAAUUACGAUUACGACGGUGGUACGAUACAUUCCCCGCCGACCUUCUUGCCUUUCGACUGUCGCACUCCAGACAGCAUCAUGUCGACCGGCAGUAGCGGCAAUCUGAGCGGCUUCAGCGGCGGCAACGCUUGGCGCAUACCGCAGAAGCUGCAAAUAGUCAAGCCCAUGGAGGGAUCUCAGACAUUGCAUCACUGGUCACGAUUGGCGACGCCGACGUUAGGUGGACUGCUAGAGGAUAGACCAGGUGUAAAGACCAGGGGUGGUCGCGCACUCGAGGAUCUCGGCCUCAUAACGUUCGCGUUGAGCGAUCUGGAAGAAGACGAGGAAUACACGAAUCCCGGUAAGCCGUUCCAGGAUACCGGCUCGGUCUAUACCUACACUAACAGUACGGUGAUGCAUCCGGAUGAUCAUACCGCUAGUAGCGUGACACCGAGCAUCGUCGGUAGUCGCGUCGCCACCGCGCCUAGCAGCGGUAUGAACUCCGGCAUGAGCACUCCUCGCGCGCACAGCCGUCGUAACUCAACGUCGACGUUCUCCACGACGUUCGGACUGGCGAAAAUGUUGAACGAGAGGGGAAUCAAAGCCGUCACGCCCUCGUGCGUGGGUACGCCCACCGACGAUCGGAAUUUCACGCCAACUGCCACGCCAUGCAACAGUCCGGAUGCGAGUCUAUCGCCUAGAUCGUCGUCACCGCCACCAGAAACCGGUGCCUCUCUAACAAUGGGGUUGCUCAGUAGCGGAGCGGAAUUACUCAGGCGUACCUUCAGCUACGAGACACCGGCGGUACAGUCUAAGAAGAAAAGAGCCAAGUCUACGAUCUCGCGUUCCGACAAGAAGGCUCUCACGGGGAUACGCUUAGUGGAGAAAUUGGAGAGGAUCGGUAUCGAUGCGAUAAUGGCUACCACCAUUAGCUCGUCGAUCUCACCGUUAGCUCUGCAGGGUGCUCUGUACACGCGUCGCUCAACUGGAAGUCCAAUGGCACAAUUGACUUUCCUCAAAACUUCAAUGUCCUCCAGCGCCAGCCAAGAAAAGCUAACAUCCCCUUCGUCUUCGGCAUCCUCCGUUAGUAACGAGUUCCCGUCGGGCAAGCCGCCAUUACCGAGCAAACGAGACGACAGUAAGCAGCCCGAGGCCAGUAUAUCCAGUUCCAAUGCAUUUAACUCGAGAGCGGGUCAAUCACCGGAUCGACAACGACGAUCGGGCGCUAGAGCGACUAGGCCUGAUCUGGGACGAGUUAAGCCACCAGUAACGACGUCUGUUACUAAAGAAUCCACCACACAAUCGGCAUUGGGAGCGAUAAGCUCGCUUCUCUUUGGUCGUAAGGGUGGUUUAUUGUAAAGACUUCGUGGAGCCUUUAAUAUGAAAAGCGGAUCAAUCAAUUCCAGCGAAUUAAUUAUUUAUGUACGUGCAAAAGAAAAGCUCAUUUUUUAUUACAUGGAGAUUUUGAUUUCCGCGUUAUUGCUUUGGCUAGCAGAAUUCGUGGCCUGUCGGUCAGCAUCAUUGUGCUUUCAUUCCUCUGUACAUUAAUUUGCCGCAUCGCAGUUUUCAAUGCAGUUGUAGCAAGUUAUUAUGUAAAGAUAAAAUUCUCGAACGAUCCUCUACAUGUUAAUUCUCACAACUUAUUGUAAAUUAGGUUAUUAUAAAUUAUAGGUUGCUAUAAAUACAUUUUGCACAAUGAACAUAAAAUCAUUCAAUUUUAAAUUUUAUUUGAAAAAUUACAAUGAACAUACAAGUAUAUGGAGAAUCUUUUAAACACGGUGUACAGUGAGCACGAAACUAUAUUUUAAGUUUUCUUGUAAAGAUAAUUAUUGUAAUCGGGACGAAAGACAAACAUUUUGUUACGUUGAGAAAGUUUGUCACGUCAAGAAAAAUCUGCGAACUCGAUCAAUUGCAAAGAACUUAAAGAUCAUUGUACCUCGUUGGGAGUAAAAUUAUAUUGAAAUAUUCAAUUUGUAUCUAUGGACUGCUACUUACUGUACAUGCAUAUCAUACUUUAACGACACAAACGAACGAAGAAUUAUACGCAUAAUUACACGCACGAAAGAAUGAUCUUUCUAUGAAGAAAACGCAGCUAAAACUCUACGUAAAAACAUACGUACAAAACGUACGUACAUAAUAUAAAUACUUUUAAUAAAUUUAUUUAAUAAUUUAUUUAAAAAUGAUAUGUAUAUAUAUAAUAUAGUAUUACCAGCACACAUUAGCAAAAAUUAGCCAAAGACUAAGAAAUUGUAGCAUGUAGUAUAUUUAUUCCUAAUUAUUUGGUUCCUUGUUUCAUUUUAAUAUCUGUGAUUGCUGAAAACGUAAAUCUCGAGUUUGGUCGGACAACGACUUUGGGAAACUACACAAGUUUGCUGUAAAUAUGCAGCACAGUUGGCACAGUCCAUACGUACACAGAAAUCAAGAUCGAGAUUCAUUUCUAAUGGUAUAGAAGAAGAUGAGAAAUAAAUAAAAAAGGACUAUAACAGCAGAGAACAGUUAACGAGAUUAAUACACAUUUUAAAUUUGCAGCUAAUGAUUGGAAAAUAAAUUAUUGACACAAUGUAAAUCAAUACAAAGAAGAGAGCGAGAGAAUGAGUGUGCGAUGCAUCCUAUUAUGAUACGAUGUUUUAUGCAAUUUUUAGCAUAAAGUCAAUCGAUUUGGUGCUAAUUUAUUUUCUCUAGCGAAUGUUUGAUGAAGAAUCAUAGAUUACAAUGCUAUUGUCAGUCUUUGCACGCGGAAGAUUGUGCAUUUAGCAUUGAUUUAUAAGUAUUGUACAGUAUAGUUUAAUGAUAUGCAGCAGGGUAAUCAAGCGUUUUACGUUUUCCUUUUUUUUUUAGCAAUUUCCUAUUUUUUCUUUCGUAACUUAUGGCAACUUUUACUUUCUGCAAAUAGGACUGACUUUUACGUAAGAGAACUGUAAUGUAUUAUAGGGAAGCGUGUUUAGCUCGACGCAGCCUUGUACAUAGACGUACAAAUUAAUAAAUUAAGUUGGAAAACAAUGCUAAUAUCGCUAUCCUACCUCGUUUGCAUUUCCGCCGACAUUUCCUCGUUUUCUUUUGAUCUUUCGAGAGGCCUAAAAUUAAAUUGAGAAAAUUACAGUGGAUACGUAUGUUAUUGUAAAUAGAGCGACUGACGAAUCGAUCGAGGAAAUAUGUUUUACUGCAAUUACGUUACAUGUUGAUACUUGAAAGAUGCUGGACGGGAAACUUUAACGAUAAACGAUGUCUCAUAUCUACUAACAAUCAUCGAUUCCUGCAAGAUAAUUUUGUAUACGUUGGGAACGAGUUUCGAGACCAAUUCUGAAGCCAACUAAUAAAAAAUAAAUUGUAUAUCGAAAACGACGAAUAAUAAAUAUUCUGCAUGAAGGAUCUAGAAUGUAGUAAAAAUGCAUUUAGAUAGAAUAUAGAUAUAUUUAUAUAUUAUAUUUCCCUUAAACAAAUAAUAAACACAAUAUACCAUAUACCGUUAAAGAGUUAUUAAAAAUCAAACGUAUCGGUAAUUGCGGUAAAAUCAAGUGAAUGUAUGAUCAUGAAACGGAGUAGGUAAAUAACGAAGCAUUGCAACUUAGAUGCAUGUCGGUUUUUCAUAAAAUCCGAGAAACUUUAUAAGGAAGCUUUACGUAAAGUGUAUAAAAAAUAAAUAAUGUAUAUAUAAACAAUACGAUAAAAGCUUUUGAUGCUAUUUGUUUUGUGGAAAAUCUUACAUGAUUAAUUUAUUCUGGCAACCAAUGAAAAUUGUACGCGGAUGUUCAGUUUUUGCAAUAAAUGAACAAUAUUUGUUAUAACAGGAAAGUUGCAUUGCUUCGAUAUAUGAUGUUCCUCUGGAAAAUAUAAUGUUAUAAUAAGUGAUAAUAUGAACUAUGAUCCUGUAUGCUAGUGUCUGUUAGAUUUACUGUUAGUAUACUGAGAUUGAGGCCUUAGUACCUGUAAAGUUUUCGUUUAGUGUUUAAUAUCUUAUUUUAGAUUGCAAUGCUGGCAUAUGUACUUGGAUUUCAUGUAGUACUUAUCAACAAGCAUCACCGUAUUAAUUUAUUCAAUCGGGCAAUUUAGAACAUGUUUGGAACAAAGUUCUUUAAGUCUAAAAAGGUGCUAUAUUAUCAUGCUAGAAAUCUUCAUAGUAAUGUAUAAUUGUUACAGUAGAGAUACAGUAUAUAUCUCCCAAAAUUGUGAACAAUAAAUAUAUUUAAGUACUAAUGAUGUAUAUA